AUGGGGAAAAAAAUUGAAAUAUUGAAAAAUAAAAGCAGUCUUAAAGGCUCAUCAUACUAUGUGAAAGAAGACUUUCCCCCAAAAAUAGUAGAACUGAGGAAGAAUCUGCAGGCGCAAGUAGAUAAACUUAGAGAAGAAGGUAAAUACGCCAUAAUCAAGUACGACAAAAUUGUUAUCCUUGAAAAACGAUACCAUACCAACAAAGAUCAAAGAAAACGGACUUUUUCACCAUCGCCAAGGGCUACACAGAAGCAUAUCAAUUCCACGCAAUCUACCAAAAAAACCAAACAUACAAUGAACAGUUACUUUGCUCCAAAGAAUCAACCAGCAUCGCCCCCUCUCACUCUCCCAAUACGGCCGGUCCCCGAGGGAGGUACAGACCAAAACCCUCCAGAGAAUGACAUUUUAAGUGACUCUACGAGUAACCUUUUUUACAUCGCAACAUAUAACGUACGAACUCUGUCAAGCAAUAACCGUUUACUGGAACUUCUUGACUCUCUAAAAAACACUAAAUACGAUAUAAUUGGACUAUCAGAAGUAAGGCGUCUCGGUAGCUCAAUACAUGAAUUCGAAGACUUCAUUUUAUAUUACAUAGGUGAAACGCCAGGAUUAUACGGUGUAGGGUUUAUAAUAAAAAAAUAUCUGAAACCAUGCAUUGAAUGCUUUAUUGGUCUAUCAGAAAGAGUGGCUCUAGUAAACCUAAAUCUUCAAAACUUCCGAAUUUCUAUCAUACAAGUCUAUGCUCCUACGGAAACAUCAAACGAUGAAGUUGUAGAGCAAUUUUAUUGUACUAUCGACAAAGCGUUAAAACUGUCGGGUAAAAACAUAAUAGUUAUGGGAGACUUCAAUGCGAAAGUAGGUCAACCUAAACCAGAAGAAAAUAUGAUAAUGAAGAAUUAUGGCUUCGGAGUUAGAAACAGUAGAGGCGAAAGGUUGGUUGAUUUUGCUUAUGAGAAUAAACUGGCUAUCAUGAAUACGUUUUUCAGGAAGAACAGCAAACAGAGGUGGACCUGGCGGUCUCCAAGUGGUAGCACCAGAAAUGAAUUAGAUUAUAUUUUAACUAAUCUGCAUAAAAACGUUACAAAUAUGAACGUGAUAAAUUUAGCUUUUCCUUCUGAUCACAGGUUUGUAAGGGCUACAAUAAGUCUACAAAAAAUCAGAAGUCGUAUAAAGUAUGCCAACAACUUAAAGAGCGCGCUUGAAUCGGAAGAAGAAAUAUUAAGUUACCGAGAAAUAUUCAAAACCACUAUAGAAUACCUUAUUCACCCGCACAAAAACGAUUCCGUUGAGGAAUAUUAUAGAAAAAUAACUGGUGUCAUUGAAAAUUGUUUGAAACAAGCAAAAAGGCCCAGCGCGCGAAAACGGAAUUGCUCUGUUAUAUCUGAUAGCACAAGAAAAUUAAUCCAUCGCAAACAUGAGCUACUUGCGAUUAAGCCAAAAACACGUUCAAUGAAGAAUGAACUGCGAGCUCUUUUCAAACUCAUAAGCAGACAUAUAAGAAAUGACUAUAAAAAACAUCGAUUGCAUGUAAUUCAAAAACAUUUAAAUACCACGGGAAGCCUCAAAAAAGCUUUCAAAAAAUUAAAUGAUCACAAAACAUGGAUUGAAGGACUUCAUCGACAAGCAACGAUUUUUCGAAAAAGGUCAGAAAUACUCAACGCUGCAACAUCUUUUUACAAAGACCUUUACAGUGAACAUGCUAGGCCUCGCAAACUCGAACUAGAGGAUCUGCAUUAUGAUAAAGAGACUACUCCCGUGGACGAGUCUGAAAUAUUAAACGUAAUAAAAAAGUUAAAAUUAGAGAAGAGUCCAGGCCCUGACAAUAUUACCAACGAGGCUUUAAAAGCAGCGAGUGACUAUCUUGCAACACCAUUAUCACAGUUAUUUAACAUGGUUAUUAACUCUGGCGUUACACCUAAACAAUGGUCGCAAUCGAACAUUAUUCUACUAUACAAGAAAGGCGAUCCUAAAAAUAUGAGCAACUACAGGCCAAUAAGUCUCCUUCCCUCUCUUUACAAAGUUUUUGCAUCAAUAUUAGAGAAAAGGAUAAGCAUUUCGUUGGAAAAAUACCAACCAAUCGAACAAGCCGGAUUUAGAAAAGGUUUUUCUACUGUGGACCAUAUUCACUCAGUCGAGAUGAUAGUAGAGAAGUACCAGGAAUUCCGAAAACCACUCUACAUGGUCUUUAUAGACUAUAAAAAAGCUUUUGAUACCGUCUGUCACUCGUCGAUAUGGGAAGCUCUACAAUCACAGGGUGUAGAGAGAAGAUACAUCAAUGUUUUGAAGCAUCUAUACAAAGACUGUACUAGCAGAGUAAAACUGGAGCGAACUGGGCCACCCAUUCCUAUAAAAAGAGGCGCGAGAAAAGGCGACCCGUGCUCUCCUAGAAUUUUUAUAGCGGUACUCGAAAUGGUGUUUCGGAAACUGAAUUGGCAAAAGUUAGGACUAAAUAUAAAUGGUAAAUACCUCAGCCAUCUGAGAUUUGCUGACGAUAUAGUGUUGUUCUCAGAAAACAGCAAAGAGCUCAAUCUAAUGCUACAAUCAUUACAACUAGCAAGUAGAGACGUUGGGUUGGAACUUAAUCUCAGCAAAACCAAAAUCAUGACAAAUUCUUUUGAGUCCUCUAUUUACCUUGGAAGUGAACCUAUACAAUAUGUUGACAGCUAUAUCUACCUAGGAAAGCAAAUAUCUUUUAAAAGUCAGAGUAACGAUUUAGAAGUAGACCGAAGAAUUAAAGGCGGCUGGAACAAAUACUGGAGCUUAAAAGAAGUUUUAAAAAGCUGCAUGCCAAUAAAAGUAAAAUCAAAGGUUUUGGAUACAUGUUUGUUGCCGUCAAUCGCUUAUGCUUGCCAAACCUGGAAAUACACCUAUCGCGUAAAAAAUAAAAUCAAAUUUUGUCAAAGGAGUAUGGAGAGAAGUGUGAUGAAAAUAAAAAGAAUUCAAAAAAUCCGCCAUGAUGUCAUACGACAAAAGACGAUGGUAACAGAUGCCCUUCGAUGCCAAAGAUUAAAAUGGCGAUGGGCAGGCCACAUAGCUAGGAUGGCUGACGACCGUUGGACAUUAAGGCUGACGUCAUGGCCAGGUCCUGCAGGCCAUAGAAAGGUAGGCAGACCGUAUGCAAGAUGGUCUGACGAUAUCGUUAAAGUUGCCGGCAUAAACUGGAUGCAAAUAGCCAAGGAUAGAGACCGGUGGUCAUCUCUGGAGGAGGCCUUUACCCUCGCAUGAGAGGGGUUCCUGCUAGAAGUUAUAUAACACCAGAUAACACUUAUUAAUUGAAUCACUUGUUAUUUUUUU
Messenger RNA from Pararge aegeria (speckled wood butterfly), 3294 nucleotides. RefSeq lists its product as uncharacterized. The record is from RefSeq and is a predicted model, not a curated record. Gene Ontology annotation, molecular function: catalytic activity. Lineage: Eukaryota; Metazoa; Arthropoda; Insecta; Lepidoptera; Nymphalidae.